Rhagoletis zephyria (snowberry fruit fly) is the source of this 4014-nucleotide messenger RNA. It is a transcript of the gene armi, whose product is annotated as probable RNA helicase armitage. NCBI's taxonomy places the organism in Eukaryota, Metazoa, Arthropoda, Insecta, Diptera, Tephritidae. Gene Ontology annotation, molecular function: helicase activity. The record is from RefSeq and is a predicted model, not a curated record.
UAAAAGUUAUUUGCCAAAAUGUUGUCGUUUUUGAAAAACCUCUGGGAGUCGAUGGAUGCUGAGAAGCAGCGGCAAAUGUAUGCAGAAAAACUAGAAGAAGAACAACGACGGCUGGAUGCCGAGAUUGAAAAGGAAGAGACUGAAAAACUCAAAUCUGGCGAUGCCUCAAAUAUGCAAAAUGUGCUUGCAUCUAUUAACGGAACAAAAAACACUAACACCACUCUCAAUAAUAAGGAGGAUGAUACGUGUUUUGAGCGGCUUGGCGUGAUAACGACAUUAAAGAGUAACCAUGGUACCAUUGACCAUUCUAUAUUUUUCGACAUUGACUCUGCUGGUGGUUUGGCUAGUGAUUUGAAAGUCGGCUGUCAUGUCAAGUAUUUAGCAUUCCAACAGCUGCAUAGUGAUCACAUCAAAGUAGUUCAAAUCAAAGAAGUAUCAGAAUUGUUUUGGGAUGAUUCUUUACCUACAGCGGAGAAGAUCGAUGAACAAAUUGCAGAGCUUCGUAAUGAAAAACCAACAUUUUUUAACACACAUCAACGCAAUAUACUCGGUCUUAUUAUGGAGCGUAAACCGGGCGCUAUUGUCGUUGAUACCGAACACAAGUUAAUGAAUAUUAAUUUAGACACGGUGGAAAUAGAUUUUAUACCACAAGCAGGGGACCGUGUCUUCAUCUGUUGCAAUGUACAAAGCGAUGAGCAUUUCGUGAAUCGCCAAGGUGAAGUUCUGCAGGAAGUGAGCGUGCAUCCGGCACGUUUACUGAAACAGGAAAAAUGCGAAGUGCGGCGUUUGAACGCAGAUUGGGGAGUGCUAAACGAGGACUGUUACUUUACCUUCGAUGUUGUGCCCAAUACCUGUAAGCUUGAUGUGGGCGACAUCGUCCUGGCAGAUUUAAUCGAAUGUGAACGGGAUCCAUACAUUUGGCGCUGUAUCAAAUUAACACUACUGGAACGUACAGUACCCCAGCCGACUAGCCCGGCUGCUACAGGCCCAUCAACAAAUGGCGACAGACGCCCAACUCCGAAUGCCCGCAACGAGAGUAAACAUGCAAUUACAGUCUCCGAAGAUCAACGUUGUGUUUUAGCUAGUACUUUUCAGUCUCAAAAGGUUGAAAUGGUCAUUAAAAACAAUGUUGAGCGUAAAUUGCGUGUGCUUUCUAUCGAAUUUUUGGGUCGUAGACGUGAUUCACAAGUUAGACUUGUAGAUCCAGAUCCCAAUGCCACCGCUUUUGAACUCCCAGGAAAAAGCAGUCGCACACUAGUAUUUGAAGUUGAAUCUAAAUUCUAUGGCGAAUCUCGAGAAGUGUUUGUAAUUAAAUUUGAAACGUUCCGCGUAAAGCGCUCAAUUUUGUUGGUUGUGUGCGAGACGGAAGCCGAAGCCGAGGCAGCGCGAGCUCAGCCUACUCACAGCAUUACAAAUUCAUCUAGUGGUGGUUCACAUAAUUUGCGACAACGUUCCCGUCAUUACGCCAAUCAAGUGUGGUCCAAUAAAGGGGAAGUUAUACCAGGCGUUGGUUUGGCAACAAAGCGCCGUUUCCUAGCACAUCGCAUUGCCUUCUACGAGGUGCCCGAACGUUUGCGUAAUACCUACUUGACAGCGUCCAGUCGACAGGAAAUGAUGGAUAACGUGGAAAGUAUGUUUCCAUGCUUGAAAGAAGAACUCAGUAUAAAGAAUUACGCCAUACGGUUUCAAACGCUAGUAUAUUUAGAGGAAAUUGAAUAUUUUGUGAAUUUCCGAAACUACGAUCGUGAGCGUGCGCAUUUUACCCGCGACGGCGAGUUUUUGUCACUCACUAUUGAAAAUCUCUCUGAGCGUCGGCCAUCACUCGUUAUUGGCGACACUGUACGCGCCAUUAAUCCUUGGUCCAACGAAGAUGAUAAGCGGAGCUAUGACGGUGUCAUUCACAAAGUUCUCUUCAAUCGCGUACUACUCAAAUUCAACGAAGGUUUUCAAUCAAAAUACAAUGGAGAAGACUUUCGAUUGGAAUUCUACUUUUCGCGUUUUGCUUUUCGCAAGCAACACUACGCAGUCAAUCGUAUAAUAAAGCACGUGGGCGAACAAUUCCUUUUCCCUUCGCGUGUGUAUACACGUGACGAGCCGCAGUUACCAAUUGAAUUAGACAGCGAUGAUAAUCUCAUGCUCAAAGGCACACAGUGCCCUUGGUUUAAUCCGGAGCUGAAUCCUAUCCAAAAGCGCGCCAUACGCAAUAUCUUGCGUGGCGAAUCGCAAAAUAUGCCCUAUGUAAUAUUUGGACCGCCAGGCACCGGCAAGACAAUGACACUAGUUGAAACCAUGCUGCAACUGAUUAAGCACAUACCUAGUUCACGCCUACUCAUAGGCACACCAUCGAAUGGUUCAGCGGAUCUGAUAGCAACGCGUUUGAUAGCAAGCAAACAAUUACAGCCGGGUGAUUUUGUACGUUUAGUAUCACAAAAUCAAAUUGAAAAGGAAAUGAUACCGGAGCAUUUAAUGCCUUAUUGUGCCACGGUGGAUAUGGCUGCCGAUGGCACCUGUGAUGAUUCGAUGAUUGUUACUGAAUCGGGCAUGAAACUGCGUUGUCAAAUGAAAUACCUGGGCCGUCAUCGUCUCACCAUCAGCACAUGCACUACGCUCGGUAAUUUUCUGCAAAUGGGCUUUCCACCUGGCCAUUUUACACAUGUACUAAUCGAUGAGUCUGGUCAGUGUACUGAACCGGAGGUUAUGGUACCCGUAUGCUUGGUUGCUCAGAAACGUGGUCAAGUUAUAUUGGCCGGUGAUCCACAUCAAUUGCAAGCGAUUGUUAUCAAUCGAUUUGCUUCUGAACACGGCCUCUCGCUUUCACUUCUGGAACGCAUAUUAGGACGUACGCCAUAUUUACGCGACGUAAUGCGAUUUCCUGACACUUCGGGUUUCGACCCGCGUUUGGUUACAAAGUUGCUAUACAAUUACCGUUCCUUGCCCUCCAUAUUGAAUGUAUACAGCGAAUUGUUCUAUGACUCUGAGUUGCGUGCCAUGGUGAAUGAGAAAGAUUCGCGCGAGGCUGAGAUGUUGAAGAAGCUUGAUGUACUGUUACCCACAUCAGAGAAACGACCUAAAUCGCAUGGUAUUUUCUUCUAUGGCACACGCAGUGAAAAUAAACAGGAAUCCGAUUCACCUUCGUGGUUCAAUCCGCUCGAAGCGAGAAAUGUAUUCCUUAUGACCAUCAAGUUAUAUCGUCAAGGCAUUGAACCUGAAAAUAUUGGCAUUAUAACACCAUAUAUGAAGCAAGUGAAACAUUUGCGCACUCUUUUCAUCGAAGCAGAUAUUGCUAUGCCAAAAAUUGGUUCUGUCGAAGAAUUUCAAGGACAGGAGCGUGACAUUAUUCUCAUCUCUACAGUGCGCUCUUCACAGAAAUUAAUCAGUAGUGAUUUGCGUCAUGCGCUUGGUUUUGUUCAGAGUGCUAAACGCAUGAAUGUUGCCAUUUCUAGAGCUCGUUAUCUUAUGUUUAUAUUUGGAAAUCCGCAUCUGCUUUACUUAGAUCACUGUUGGCGUACAUGCAUAAAGUAUUGUGUAGAUAAUGAGGCAUACUUGGGCUGUGAUUUGCCAGAUGAUUUCGAUACUAGACCGGAACUAGAUGAACAGGGCGAGGAGACAAUUGAGUCCGCUACAAUAGCAACAACAACCAAUGAGCCCGCAUUGGAAUCGGCACUGCCGGCUUGAAAUAAGCAAGUAAAUAUGUUAAGACAAGCACUAGCUUAAAGUAAUUUUAAUAUUUCUUGACUUCUUUUACAAUGUAUGCAUAAGAUUUAGUUGUAAGAACGGUACAAUAAUAUGGGUUGGCUCUGUAUGACAUAAGCUCAGCCCAAUACCCAUCCUAAGGAUUUUCACAAUUUUUAAAGAUUACAUACAUACGUAUGAAGAUAAUUUUUUUAAGUUUUUCUUAUUAAAUAUAAGUAAGAUAUCCGAAAUUACUCGCCGCUAAAUAGCUGCCGGUUUCACCCGUAAUUUAAGUGGAAAAUUAUUUUUUCCUUCUGUCAGUUUUCAUAUUAAAUUCAAAUA